This is a messenger RNA of Trifolium pratense (red clover), 1571 nucleotides long. Its product is annotated as probable 1-acylglycerol-3-phosphate O-acyltransferase. The transcript has 9 exons. The record is from RefSeq and is a predicted model, not a curated record. The coding region runs from base 200 to 1372 and encodes 390 amino acids. NCBI's taxonomy places the organism in Eukaryota, Viridiplantae, Streptophyta, Magnoliopsida, Fabales, Fabaceae. Gene Ontology annotation, molecular function: A2-type glycerophospholipase activity.
GCCCGCGUAAGCUUCUUUCUUCUUCACUUAUCUGUUAGUUUAGAGUAGCAGUUAAUUAAAACUCAAUUUCACUUUAACUUCUUCUUCUUCAAUCUUCCAAUUUUCUGUAAUAAUCAUUUCCAAUCACAACCAACUAGCACUAAAAUCAUACACAAACCAUUUCCUUACUUAGUUAAUUAAUUUGUUAGGUAGUAAUUCUAUGAACACAAUUCGAUCUCGUUGGUUAACAAAAAUGGCGGCAGAAAACACUGGAAAAAACAGCCUCGAAUCUCACGGUUUCUGGCCAUUUCUCCGCCGUUGGAUCCCUACUUCCACCGACCACAUCAUCAAUGCCGAGAAACGCCUUCUUUCUCUUGUCAAGACUCCGUAUGUUCAAGAACAGGUGAAUAUAGGAUCUGGUCCACCAGAUUCAAGAGUGAGAUGGUUUCGUUCAUCUAGUAAUGAACCGCGGUUUAUUAACACCGUUACUUUCGACAGUAAAGAUGAUUCGCCUACGCUUGUAAUGGUUCAUGGAUAUGCUGCAUCACAAGGUUUCUUCUAUCGCAAUUUUGAUGCUCUUGCUUCGCGUUUUAGAGUUGUUGCUAUUGAUCAACUUGGUUGGGGUGGAUCUAGCAGGCCAGACUUUACAUGCAAAAGCACUGAAGAAACCGAGGAUUGGUUCAUUGAUUCUUUUGAGGAAUGGAGGAAAGCCAAAAACAUAAGUAAAUUUAUACUUCUUGGGCAUUCUUUUGGUGGUUAUAUUGCUUCCAAAUAUGCGCUUAAGCACCCAGAGCGUGUACAACACUUGGUUUUGGUGGGAUCUGCUGGAUUUUCGUCAGAAACAGAGAGGAUUACAAAGUUCUUAUCAACAUGGAAGGGAUCAAUCCUGAACCAAAUAUGGGAAUCCAAUUUCACACCUCAGACAAUUAUCAGAGGUUUAGGUCCUUGGGGUCCUGAUCUAGUCGCCAGGUAUACAAGUGCUAGGUUUAUCCAAUACUCAACUGGGGAACUGCUGACAGAAUCUGAAUCGAAGUUACUAACAGAUUAUGUUUAUCACACGUUAGCAGCCAAAGCUAGCGGUGAGCUGUGCUUAAAAUAUAUUUUUUCAUUCGGAGCAUUUGCCAAGUCGCCUCUUCUACACAGUGCCUCAGAGUGGAAAGUGCCCACCACUUUCAUAUAUGGUUUCAACGACUGGAUGAAUUAUGAAGGGGCCCAAGAAGCUCGCAAGCAUAUGAAGGUUCCAUGUGAAAUCAUCCGGGUUCCACAGUCCGGGCAUUUUGUGUUCAUUGAAAACCCAUCUGGCUUCCAUUCAGCGGUAUUUUAUGCUUGUCGAAGGUUUCUUAGUCCUGAUCCCGACAGUGAAUCCCUUCCUGAAGGGCUAACAUCUGCAUAGAGUAUAAAUAUUUGAAUGCUGUCUGUAAAUAUUGUAUCUCAUUUUUUACGAAUAAAUUCUAUAAUUUAAUCAAGCCUUGUCCUGGUCUUGCUUAAUGGCAUUACAGUUGUAAGAGCAAUUCAAAGAAAAGAAACCUGUAAUAUAAAUUUGAUUAGUGAUAUACGUCCUAAUUAGAAGGUAUGUGAUAUUCUUUUAUUCA